Lodderomyces orthopsilosis Co 90-125 is the source of this 1326-nucleotide messenger RNA. RefSeq lists its product as uncharacterized. NCBI's taxonomy places the organism in Eukaryota, Fungi, Ascomycota, Pichiomycetes, Serinales, Debaryomycetaceae. The record is from RefSeq and is a predicted model, not a curated record. The transcript has a single exon. Bases 1 to 1326 code for a protein of 441 amino acids. Gene Ontology annotation, molecular function: hydrolase activity, acting on carbon-nitrogen (but not peptide) bonds, in linear amidines.
AUGACUAAAAUCGAUUUCAAAUCCAUCAAGAUCCAAAAAGGUAGAUUAGUAGAUACCAUUCACCAAACUGCAAAAUGGGGAGCCAAGGGAGUUUGGGGACCUGGUCCAACCGAAACUGGAGUUUGUCGAUUGGCAUUGUCUGAUUUAGACAAAUCAGUUCGUGAUUGGUUCGUUAAGGAGACUACUGAUUUGGGCUGCAAAAUCAAGAUUGACCAAGUCGGAAAUACUUUCGCCAUUUUCCCAGGAAAAAACAACGAUGCGUUGCCUACUGGUGUAGGAUCUCAUUUGGAUACUCAACCAAGUGGUGGUAGAUAUGACGGAAUUCUCGGAGUCUUGUCAGGAUUGGAAGUGUUGCGUACCUUGAAAGAGAACAAUAUAGUCCCAAAUUACCCAAUCGCAUUGAUUAACUGGACAAAUGAAGAAGGGGCCAGAUUUCCCAUUAGUAUGGUUGCGCUGGGAGUUUGGGCGGAAGCAAUCCCAUUGGAGACAUGUUUGAAUUUGGAAUCAAUUGAUGAUGAAAUUCCUACGACGUUUGGAGAAGAAUUAAAGAGAAUUGGAUACGCAGGUGACGUGGCUGCUUCAUACAAGGAAAAUCCUUUGGCAUGUCAUUUCGAGAUUCAUAUUGAGCAAGGACCGAUUUUGGAACACGAGGGCAAGAAGAUUGGUGUUGUCGUUGGUGGACAAGCAUUUGAGUGGAACUUAGUUACUGUUACAGGAAGAUCAUCUCAUGCUGGUACUACUCCAAUGAACACGAGAUCAGAUGCGUUGCUCAUGACAUCAAAAAUCAUAAUCAUGGCAAUCGAAACAGCUACUGCUCAUGGCGGUGUUGCAACAAUUGGCACUCUUCAUUUAACCCCUCAAUCAGUCAACGUAAUCCCUAAUGAGGUCAAAUUUUCAUUGGAUGUGAGACAUGUUAAUGAUGAAGUUGUCGCGAAAAUAGUAUCUGAGAUCAAAACAAAAGCUGCAGGGAUUUGUGAACUUGGUAUUGGAUCGACACUUGCAAAGCCUUUGUCAGUCAAGUUUGAAAAUUUGACCAUAUCUCCAGCAAUCAAAUUCAAUCAGACCAACAUCGAUACUGUAAAAAAAGCUGCUUUGCUGUUGUUCGAUGAAAAGGAUAUUAGAGAGAUCACUAGUGGUGCUGGUCAUGACUCUUGUUACGCCAGUAAGAGAGUGCCUACAUCAAUGAUUUUCAUCCCUUCAAAGGAUGGUGUCUCUCAUAGUCCCGAGGAGUACUCAUCUCCAGAAGAUGUUGACAACGGAUUCCAAGUGUUGUUGAGAACAAUCUUAUUGUACGAUGAAUUGAGAGCUAAAAAAGAAGGAGCUUAA